Messenger RNA from Seminavis robusta, 849 nucleotides. Lineage: Eukaryota; Bacillariophyta; Bacillariophyceae; Naviculales; Naviculaceae. The record is from the annotation of a GenBank genome assembly.
AUGUUCUAUAACAAUAUCAUCGCUGCCUGGGUGCUUAUCGCAGCAUCUGUGUCCUCGGCUCAAAUGGUCGAGUUCGAUGUCUCCAUCGGCCAGUUCUACAUUGAAUGCUCCAAGGGUGCCUACUGUUUGAUCGACGAGAACAGCACCUUCGGCUUAUUCGCACUGGAGCCCACGGUGGAAGAAGACGAGAGUAGGUUUUCCCCAUCAACUGGAUAUUAUUUUGCAGAAGACGGUGGAGAUUUGGGCGGAUUCUGCAAUUCGGGCGCUUGCUAUUCUACCUGCGAUGAAGCAUGUGUCUGUGUCACGGAUCCUACAAAUGUCCUGGUCAUCGGCAGCGACAACUCGACAUCAUUCAACAGUGGAGGUCUAUCCCCCGAUAGUCCUAAUGCAGUUCCCUGUGCCAUCACUGAAAGUUUUCCCGAUGCUGACAUUGCGACCCCUGACGAAUUUGUCACGUACGAGAGCUCGGUUCAAAGUCCGGGUCGUCUGGCUGUGCGGUGCACUGACCAAUAUGCCACCUGCACAAGCCCCGGCAAUUCCCAGUUUACCUCUGUUGCCACUGUGAGUGGCGACUAUUCAUAUGCUAGAGAUUUCCAAGAUUGCAGCCCUGUUGAUGGAAUCUGCUACAUGAGUUGUGAUCCCAGGUGCGAAUGCCAAGAAACCAAUGCAGCCGGCGAGACCCUACCCUGUAAAGAGGGGACUCCUCCCACUUCAUCUCCUACUGUAGCCCCAGCCACUGAAACAGCAGCAUCCCCAGCGCCAACAGCUGCCUCUGCUGCUGCUUCGACCACCCAUGUAAGGUCGACGAUUGCCAUUCUUGGGUCAUUGGUUGCCACCAUUGUAUGGUAA